UCAGGGUUAGAAAAAAAAAUCUGGGAACUCGGGGGGGUUGGAUUGAGCUGCACUUGGAGACCGGCACAGCUCUUCUACUAGGAAUCCAGCCCUGCGUCUGCUUAGUCCGGUGGCCCCUCUCACCACCAUGGAGCUGCGGCCUGGUCUCGGGGCCACCUGUUUGCUGGGCUUCAGUUUCCUGCUCCUGGCCACCUCUUCUGAUGGACAUACUGGGCUUGGAAAGGGUUUUGGAGAUCAUAUUCAUUGGAGGACACUAGAAGAUGGGAAGAAAGAAGCAGCUGCCAGUGGAUUGCCCCUGAUGGUGAUUAUCCAUAAGUCCUGGUGUGGAGCUUGCAAAGCUUUAAAGCCCAAAUUUGCAGAGUCUAAAGAAAUUUCAGAGCUUUCUCAUAAUUUUGUUAUGGUAAAUCUUGAGGAUGAAGAGGAGCCCAAGGAUGAAGAUUUCAGCCCUGAUGGGGGUUAUAUUCCACGAAUUCUUUUCCUGGAUCCCAGUGGCAAGGUGCGUCCUGAAAUUAUCAAUGAGAAUGGAAACCCCAGCUACAAAUAUUUCUACAUCAGUGCUGAGCAAGUUGUUCAGGGGAUGAAGGAAGCUCAGGAAAGAUUGACGGGUGAUGCCUACCAGCAGAAACAUCUCGAAGACGAGUUGUAACGUGAAUGUAUCCUGUCUUUCAUCAGAGUUAGUGUUCUGGAAGGAAAGCCGCAGGGUGACCGACCAGGAAACCGUGCUCCUGCCUGCAUGGGUCGGAGCCCUCUCACUGUGGAAGAGUUCUGCCAACAAGCUGGUCUCCGUGUUUGUGGAUCCGCCAGCGUGUGGCCAACUUCCUUCUCCUGCCCCUCUGACCUAAGUGUCUAUUUGUCACUGAAUGUAAAGGACGACACCUUUUGACAAAAAACUUGAGCCAUUUGUAGGUUUACUCCUUGCACUUCAGUAUUUGAAUCUUUUUCCGCAUCCUUCUGCUUCACUCACCUUAGUGGUGAAAGGAGACCAGGAGCAUCUUUUCUACAAUGUUAAAAUUGCAGAUAUCGCUGAUCAUUUCAAACAACAAACCCUGAAUGUAAAUUAGUAAUUCUGCCCCCACCAAGGAGACCACCCUGAUUCUUCUUUUUCUCCUGGAAAUAAUGUUGGCCUUCUUCCUGAAUCCCUACAACUUCCUUCCUCUUUUCCUGCUUGGGCUUCCCUGUGUGCACACCUGUGUGUGUGGGAAUGGCAAUGUGCUUGGACUCAGCCCGGCUGGAAGCAUGCCUUCCCCGUUACUGUUGGAGAAACUCAAACCUUCAAGCCCUAGGCAGAGCCAUUUUUGUCAAGUUGUCAACUGUAUUUUUGUACUGGGGUUAACAAAAUAAAUAAAUAUUGAUUGUACCGUUACACUUUAAUAAAACUUUGAAAGGAAA
Messenger RNA from Phyllostomus hastatus (greater spear-nosed bat), 1389 nucleotides. RefSeq names its product thioredoxin domain containing 12 (gene TXNDC12). The record is from RefSeq and is a predicted model, not a curated record. The transcript is spliced from 7 exons. NCBI's taxonomy places the organism in Eukaryota, Metazoa, Chordata, Mammalia, Chiroptera, Phyllostomidae. Bases 128 to 646 code for a protein of 172 amino acids. Gene Ontology annotation, cellular component: endoplasmic reticulum.